AUGCAUCAGUGCAAUGAAAUUUUCGGUUACCUGCAACUUACCAUUGAGUUUAAUGAUUUCUACCCUACUGUUAAGACAUUUUUGGAGGUUUUAAUGAGAAAGCGUUGGCAUGAGGACAAUUAUCGAUUGAUCUUUAUUGAUGUACUACGAACCAUCCUUCAAAAUUUUAGCUGCAACAUUCACGUGCUGGAUACAAAAUUAUACAGUAUUCUCAAUUCUAUCGUGACCAACGGUGCCUGGGUGCUGUCGUCAAAUAGAAAGGUGUUGCUCGACACCGUUCAGGCGGCCCAGGUGAGGCAGAACAGCGCCAUCGCUGCUGCCGCCUACCGCCACGCAACAGACAUAGGCUUACUUAGGUUGCUACCGGAGCUUUUUCACACCGAAGUCGUGUGGGCUAACGUAAAUGCCCCAACUUUUGCACGGAGGGUAGCAGGAAGACCCUUGUCGCUGGCUUCAUGGGUGAAUCAAAAUGGCGAAUUUUUCGAAAUUCUCGGCAGCUGUGUGCUCCUGCCGAUCAUCGAAAUGUUGGGUAUUUGGCACAUUGUGACGAGCAUGUCCCAGGACAAUCGACCAAUCAGCGUCCUGUUAGAACUUCUCCAAAUCGUUGAACAAAGCUUCAGCCUUGAUAACACAACGUAUUCGUAUCCCCUGAGUGUAGACGGCAGGGUCGCGAUCGCCUACAUUAUGGGAUGCUGUCUCGCCGAGGUCGGCCUACAUGAGCUAGCGAUUGUGCAGCUGCGCAAAGUUUCGAGACUGAGGCACCGCAUCGAGAUGGACUAUUUCUUUGUGCCCUUGGCGAUGUUCGAAUUGGCUCUGUGUUACGACGCACUCGGCGACCGUCGUGGCGCCCAUAAUCAACUUAUGUUGGCAAGGUACCGCUACGUGAACAUCAUGACAGACUAUGAAUUUCUAUACCACGUGUACGCUGCGGCGGUCAACCUAGUUCAGGCACCGGAGAGAGAUCGCCAGGAGUUGGUCCGACAACCCCCGCCCUCGAAUCCCCCAUCACCGAACAACAGCCGCCCAGGAAGUCCGCAAUACCAACUGUACCGCUACGAGAACAUCAUGAGAAACUACGAAAUUCUAUACCACGUGUACGCCGCGGCGGUUGACCUCGUUCAGUUGCCUGAGAGAGAUCGCCUGGAGUCGGCCCGACGACCCCCACCCACGGAUCCCCCGUUACCGAACAACAGCCGCCCAGGAAGUCCGCAAUACCAACUGUUCCCCCAA
Molecule: messenger RNA, 1230 nt
Organism: Iphiclides podalirius (scarce swallowtail)
Lineage: Eukaryota; Metazoa; Arthropoda; Insecta; Lepidoptera; Papilionidae
Source: the annotation of a GenBank genome assembly